GCCACGUGUUCUUCCUCCCAAUUCCCACUCCGUCUGCUCAAUUGCAGUGCUGGUACUGCGUCAUGGCCGGUUCACAUCAGCUGCUUCGUUCUGAGAAAAAGAAAAUGGCGAAGAUGGUACGUCGUCAUCAGAAUGGCAAGGGAAGCCAUGUCAAGCAUUGCUACAUGAUGUGGCAAACGAUGUUUGAGAUCGACACAAAGUACGUGCCGAUCGAGCACAUCGGAAGAGGGUCUUACGGGAUAGUUUGCUCAUUGAUGAACAAGAAUACGAACGAGAUGGUUGCCAUAAAAAAGAUAAACAAUAUCUUUGACAACCGCGUGGAUGCGUUGAGAACGCUGCGGGAGAUGAAGCUCCUUCGACACUUGCGUCAUGAGAAUGUCAUUGCUUUGAAGGAUAUAAUGAUGCCAAUACAUAGGAGGAGCUUCAAAGAUGUCUACUUGGUGUCCGAACUGAUGGACACGGAUCUGGAUCGGAUCAUCAACUCAUCUCAAACACUUAUGACUGAGCACUGCCAAUAUUUCCUUUUUCAGCUGCUCCGAGGCCUGAAGUAUCUUCAUUCAACUAGGAUACUCCAUAGAGACCUGAAACCACUCAACCUUCUAGUUAAUGGAAACUGUGACCUGAAGAUUUGUGACUUUGGUCUUGCCCGAACAAGUAACACUGAAGGUCAGUGUUUGACUGAAUAUGUUGUCACCCGAUGGUAUAGAGCUCCAGAGCUGCUGCUCUCUAGCGACAACUAUGGCACCUCCAUAGAUGUGUGGUCAGUUGGCUGCAUCUUUGCUGAGCUUCUUGGCCGCAAGCCAAUCUUUCCUGGAACCAACAGCCUAAAUCAGCUUCAGCUUAUAGUCAAUGUUCUUGGCACCAUGAACGACGCUGACCUUGAGUUCAUUGAUAAACCAAGAUCUCGCAAUUACGUCAACUCCCUUUCAUACACCCCUGGGAUUCCCCUCACCAAAAUGUACCCACAAGCGCACCCUCUUGCCAUUGAUCUGUUGCAGAAGAUGCUGGUCUUUGAUCCUUCCAAAAGGAUCAGUGUCACCGAGGCUCUGGAGCACCCCUAUUUGUCUAGGUUGUAUGAUCCGAGCGUAAGCCGUCCUGCACAGGCACCCAUCGAUCUCGAUAUAGAUGAAAACCUCGGUGUGGAGAUGAUCCGAGAAAUGAUGUGGCAGGAGAUGCUCCAGUACCCUUGAGGCUACCGUGAUGGUGAAUAUGUGACAAGCAUCAAUGAACAUAUGAAGAGCUAUUUACCACACGCCCACACCAAGGUCUUCGCUUGUUCAUUUUUAUAUAAACUUUAUAGUGAUUAUUGUUGGAAAUAUGUCCUAGAGGCAAUAAUAUUUGUAUUAUUAUAUUUCCAUAUUCAUAAUUAAGGAGUUUAUAUCCUAUGUUAUAAUUGCUAUGAUCCUCGAAUAAUAUUUGUAAAUAGUUGUUGUCCAUUUAUUCUUUGUUGUAACUGAAGAUGAAGGUACAUAUUCAUCCAUGUCGAUAUCAUAGAUAUCAGCUCCCUCUGAAUUGCUAUCAAUAUUUUUGUCU
Messenger RNA from Triticum dicoccoides, 1533 nucleotides. Its product is annotated as mitogen-activated protein kinase 4-like. Gene Ontology annotation, biological process: protein phosphorylation. The record is from RefSeq and is a predicted model, not a curated record. The transcript is spliced from 3 exons. Lineage: Eukaryota; Viridiplantae; Streptophyta; Magnoliopsida; Poales; Poaceae. Gene Ontology annotation, molecular function: MAP kinase activity; ATP binding. Bases 63 to 1190 code for a protein of 375 amino acids.